Messenger RNA from Aspergillus ibericus CBS 121593, 677 nucleotides. RefSeq lists its product as uncharacterized. The transcript is spliced from 2 exons. NCBI's taxonomy places the organism in Eukaryota, Fungi, Ascomycota, Eurotiomycetes, Eurotiales, Aspergillaceae. Bases 136 to 591 code for a protein of 151 amino acids. The record is from RefSeq and is a predicted model, not a curated record.
CUUUUCAGCGUUAUAACCAAAACUAACAUAACGCUAGUAUUUCACAAAGAACCAGCGCGACACGGACUCAAAGUCCGGAACAGAAAGUCCUGCCUCAUGACGAAUCUAAACCCUUAACUAGAAUCAACAAAAGCAAUGAAACAUACCUCCACCCAAAGCAUCAUACAGCCCAUGCAAGUAACUCACCAUCUAUACACCACACCAUCAAAGCUUCCCCAUCACCACCCCAAACUCCCCCUCCAAAUCGACCCCCUCCUCCCUCUUGACCCGCUGAACCUCCCUCGCCAACUCCUCCCUCAACAACCUCGCAAGGACCUCCCCCUCCUCAUCAUUCAAAUCCUCCCUCUGCCCCCGCCCAAACAUAACAUAACUCAUACGUGUCUUCCCCGGCCCGGUAGCCGCCGGCCGAUCAGGCGGUCUGGGAAUAAUAUGGAAAUGAACAUGCGGGACCUGCUGUGCCGCUCUGACGCCGUUAUUCUGGACCACAUUCCAGCACCAAUCCUCCCUCUCUUCAUCCCCGUCCCCAAAGAGGACCUUCAUCACGACCCGAGAGAUGAUAGGGAGCCAGUUCCCGAUCUAUUCUCAUACUAGAUUAGCCAUAGCCCAUCGCCCAUAAUCCAAUUCAAACAUAGUUGGCCCCCCAAAACAACAACCAAACCCAAUCUAAACAGAUAGAC